Cyclocybe aegerita is the source of this 1281-nucleotide messenger RNA. Lineage: Eukaryota; Fungi; Basidiomycota; Agaricomycetes; Agaricales; Hemipholiotaceae. The record is from the annotation of a GenBank genome assembly.
AUGACUCCCCUACGACUUCCCAAUCUUCUUCGCGCGAACAGACAAGGAUAUCGAACACAACUCUCCGGACGGAGCAUCGCGGUCAACAGACUGAAGGUCCAGAUACGAAAUGCUUCGUUCUAUAACGCUGAUGUUGCCGGACUUACAGAGGAAGAAACCGAGUUCCGCGACGCAGUCACCGAGUUCGCCCAGAAAGAGAUUGCUCCUCGCGCGGCUGAGACAGACAAAACCAAUACGUUCCCGGCGGAUCUCUGGGAGAAACUAGGUUCUAUGGGACUUCUGGGCGUCACUGUAUCUCCGAAGUAUGGAGGGUUAGCCUUGGGAUAUUUGCAUCACACUCUUGCAAUGGAAGCGUUGUCAGCAGCCUCCGGCUCAGUCGCUCUCUCCUACGGGGCUCAUUCCAACCUCUGUGUCAACCAACUCCAUCGUCACGGAACAGAGAAGCAAAAACAGAAAUACCUCCCUGACUUGAUCGCUGGAAUCAAGGUCGGAAGUCUUGCCAUGAGUGAAGCAGGAAGCGGCAGUGACGUAGUCAGCAUGCGUCUAAACGCCAAAAAGGUGGAUGGUGGCUGGGUGCUUAAUGGAACGAAGUUCUGGAUUACGAACGGCCCAGUCGCCUCUACUCUCGUUGUUUAUGCCAAAACCGAUCCUGAGAAAGGAUCGAAGGGAAUUACGGCUUUCAUCAUCGAGCAUGGCUUCAAGGGGUUUUUCACGAGCCCUAAACUGGAUAAAUUCGGAAUGAGAGGCAGCGACACAUGCGAGCUAAUCUUUGAAAAUUGCGAAGUCCCAGAUGCCAAUGUUCUCGGACAAGUGAACAGAGGGGCUGCUGUCCUCAUGUCGGGCUUGGACUUGGAGAGAAUCGUUCUCAGCGGAGGCCCUCUCGGGUUAAUGCAAGCAGCUUUCGAUUAUGCUGUUGAAUACGUACACGAUCGAAAGCAGUUCGGAGAACCAAUCGGUACUUUCCAGUUGAUGCAAGCCAAGAUAGCCGAUAUGUACACGAAGCUGAAUGCCAGUCGGUCGUAUGUUUACGCGGUUGCCAGAGCAUGCGACCGGGGGAAAAUUAGUCGGAAGGACUGCGCAGGUGCUAUCCUGUAUUCGACUGAGAAAGCCGUAGAAGUUGCUUUAGAGGGCAUGCAAUGCUUGGGAGGAAAUGGCUACAUUAACGAUUACCCGAUGGGUCGCAUUGUUCGUGACGCCAGAUUAUAUACGGUUGGCGCUGGAACACAGGAAAUUCGGCGCAUGCUCAUUGGACGAGAGUUUAACGAUCAAUUCAAGGACUAG